GUUUGGCGCACUACGCUCGCGUAACUUUGCGAUCGGCAAAAGUUUUGAAGUUUUUUGUGACUGUGCUUUCUGUAAGUUCAAUUAUAAAGCGGUUUCAUUUCCUAACAAAUAGACGCCAAACUCCAUAGACAUGAUGUGGUGGGCAGUUUGUUGUGUUACGUUGGCCGUGGGCAGUGUAUGCACAAGUGCGGCGCCUAGGACCGAAAUUUCACACCCUAUCGACUGGACCCAGCUGGAAUCAGCACCUGAUGAUGAAAGCGUUGAUUAUGCUGUAUCACCUGGACGUUAUGCAUCCGCCCCCUGGCUCUACCUUCUAGCAGAAGCGCCACGUGAUUCACAGAGGCUGAUGCGAGACUUUAACAUUCGACCGAAACGCAAAAUGCCAUCGCUGUCCAUCAACAACCCCAUGGAGGUGCUGCGCCAGAGACUGCUGCUAGAAGUUGCCAGGAAGCAGAUGCGCGAAGCAAACCAGAGACAAGCGGUGGCAAACAGAGUGUUCUUGCAGAAUGUUGGAAAACGAGGUCUUUGGAUGAACUCAGUGUCAUCGCGCUAUGGCAUCUAAGGAAAUACGACUCAACCUUCUCUUCCUUUCUCUAUUUCUGAAGAAGCUAAACAGUCCAAGGUACCUUUUCUUUGAAAAAAUAAAAUUUAUUUUCUUGUAAACAGGAAAUACACGCUGAUUACUAAGAUUUGUCUUCCUUCUUGUUGGCCUAAGUUCACUGACGUAAUAACGGGUCGUCAUUAAAAACUUGAACUGUUAUUAAAAAAAUAACAUCUGUCUGCAUUCUGAAUACACAGUAAGUGUACCCGGAGGUAAAAUAUAUGUAGUCAAAACUAGCAAAAACUCAAAAAGUGGCAAAUAAUCUGUUAACGUUAUUAUUAUUUAUAAACGUAGCUUAUGACUCUCUUGUCUUCUUCUCUCAUUCUCUUUUGGCCAAAAGUAAAAAAGCAAUACAUUGAAAUGGUUUGUUUUUCAAUAUGCCGAUCUAAAAACUCUUGAAAACAAUGGAUGUCUAGAUUGUAAUUGGUCGGAAGACCCUCCAAUUGACUAAGGCGAAAGCCUCACAGAAAUGUGUUGCGAUUAUAGAAAGUUGUCACGCCAGUUAAACCCUUUGUGCUAACUGCAAUCUAUAUUUAACAAAACACUGAUGAAGGCCUGAUAAAGUAUUCAAGUGAAACCUAGAGUAGACUUUAAACGUCAGAUACUUCGACAUACCGCUAAGUAUGGCUCCCGUAUGUCAAAAACGUAUUAGAUUUGUCAUGGGAGAGACACUUAGCGCGUCUCGACUCGAUCCCCAAGACAAGCGUUGAAAUGUCAGUGAACUUGGGCGUUAGAAAAAUAUAUUUUUUCGUAGUCAUAGUUUAGAUUUAAAGGCGUGAUUGUUAACCAGCUCAACAAUCGCGUAUAAUAGACAUUAUUGAACGUUUAUUUGCGAAUUUCUUUAUUGCUAUGUGCCAAAGAAUAAUGUAAGUAUUUAAUAAAAGAUGGCAAGCCUAAAACAUACUGUGCUGAUAUUAAGCGAAAUUUUGUUUAACUUCAGCGAUUCCACGAACAGAAGCUGCGGAAACAUACUUGAAUUUUUAAUUUAAAAACAGCUUCACGGACUUACUGCAAUACUGGGUUUUGGUUAAAAAAUCGCUGCAAAAAAUUUCUUAAAUAUUUAUGAAUGUUUUAUUAUUUGCGUGAUUAAAUUAUUUAUUUAUGGUUACAUUUAUUUCGAUAUUACUCAUAUAUCUCGUAUUGCGCUAUGUAUGUGUCAAUAAGCACAAGUGUUAGGGCGAGGUCCGCGCUACAGGUAUCUAAAGACCGAACCCCGAAAACAGUUAACUAUCAUCAGAUCAGAAAUUCAAUAAAAAUUGAUUAAAUUAAACUCAUCUCGACUAAAAUUUUUCUCGCAGUUAUAAGGUACAUCUAGUUACUUAACAAACCCUAUCAAAAUCUAGUUUUUAUUCCGCCCAAAACUAUUUAUUUUUACUAUAUACUUUUACUCAAGACUUAUUUACUUACACUGUUAUUUUUUUACUAUUAUUAUUAUUAUUACAUUAUUUUUCCUUUUGUGCGUCUGAGCCGCAAACUACCCUUUGAAAAUGAGUAUGACUUUGAGUAUGACCAGCGCUGUGGAAAACGUCUGCUACUCCCUCAAAUAUCUGCACCGCACCCACCAUAAAUGUACAUGGGCAAUGGCUUUUGUCCAGUAGGCUUGUUUGCCCUCCGCCCCCCCACCAUAAAUAAAAGGCCUAAGGCAAAUCAUACGUUUGGGACCGGUCUUUAGAUAUUUGUUAUGUAUAUGUAGAUAUAUAACUUGCUGUCUCCUAUAUAGAUAAGU
Molecule: messenger RNA, 2327 nt
Organism: Pieris brassicae (large cabbage white)
Lineage: Eukaryota; Metazoa; Arthropoda; Insecta; Lepidoptera; Pieridae
Gene: Dh44
Product: diuretic hormone 45
Exons: 6
Coding region: 131-562 (143 amino acids)
Cellular component (GO): extracellular region
Molecular function (GO): hormone activity
Source: RefSeq, a predicted model, not a curated record